Molecule: messenger RNA, 2392 nt
Organism: Triplophysa dalaica
Lineage: Eukaryota; Metazoa; Chordata; Actinopteri; Cypriniformes; Nemacheilidae
Exons: 14
Coding region: 17-2344 (775 amino acids)
Biological process (GO): negative regulation of apoptotic process; regulation of mitotic cell cycle; protein autophosphorylation
Cellular component (GO): cytoplasm
Molecular function (GO): protein serine/threonine kinase activity; ATP binding
Source: RefSeq, a predicted model, not a curated record
CUCAUCGUAGGCUAUUAUGAGUGGUAAAAACAUGCCGAAAAUGUCCUCCACCAGCAGCCAGCAGGAGGUGAGCAGCAUCGAGCCGCGGAAGUCGCACCCGAAAGAUGCCUGGACCGUCAACAUCCCACCAGAUGAGAAAAAAGAAGUUUCAUUCUUUCAGAAGAAAUGGCGGACAGAAAAAAGCUUGACUUCCCACAGAGGCGACGAAGUGGUCAGCAUACACAGUGACCAAAACGAAGAUGAGCCGCAGCCUGUUCCAUCCGGCCUUGGUUCGGCUCAUUUAGAACAAAGAACUGACACAUGUGUAGCUGAUCCCAGUCCAGCUGGUAUGCAUAGUAUGUUUUGGACGUUUUGUAAAGUUUCCCGGCAGGGCAACCAAAGCGUCAGCACAGAGCCCGACCAACAUCUUACCAAACCCAAGCGCAGGAAACGCGUAUUUCAACGAAAGCCUUACGAGCGCCAUAUCUUUUACGAAAGACCUGUCCCGCAUCCAUCCGAUCCAGAGCCCCCUCAUGGAUUGUAUUUAACUGACCCCAGACCAUUUGGUUUUUUAGAAGACUUUAUAGAGCGCUAUGGAAACCAUCCUGAAAGCUACGAUGCCCCCCAAUCAUGCGUAACUCGCAGAUCUGAUGGCCAACGAGUCGGCAUCAGAUUUGUUGAAAAGAAGACAAGUGACAGAUUUAUUACCAUUCCCGGGUAUGACAAGCCUUUGAACUCAAAAGUCGCACUGAACGUGUUGCUGUCGAAACCCCCGAGAGCCCAGCACGUGGAACAAAUGUGCGAGUGGUUCGACACAAAAAGAUCACUCAUCAUGGUUAUGGAAAACCUGCAACCCUUCAAGACUUUAAAGAAGUUUAUUCAAGGCAAUGAGUCUUUAUUGACCGAAGACAUGGCACAGGAAAUCAUGAGACAGGCAGUGAUGGGAGAAAAAGAAUGCCUUGAUCGGGGUGUGUUUCAUCAAGGCCUCUAUUUGGACACCAUCUUGUUCAACCCCAAGAACCUGAAGCUCCAUAUCACAGAAUUCAGUAAAGGGACUAUUGUUGACACUGCUGACUUUGACAUCAGCCAAUACAGCGGUAAAAGCCUCCCCGUGGAGUAUAAGAAGAGAGCCAGAUACAUCGCGGAAGUGGAAACGGUCUGGUCUCUCGGCAGUUUACUGUAUAUGAUGCUUGUGGGACAUGAGCCUUACUGUGAUGAAGAUAGAAAGGCCACUGAGACGCUCAUCUUUGAGUACACUGCAAGCAAAGCUCCAUCCACCCAAAAGGAGAAGCAUUCUUUUAAACAGAAAUUUAAAGGUAUGAUGGGGAAGAAAAAAGCGACACCGAACCAGCAUGAAAGGUUUAGUUUAUCCAGAGAAUGCCAGGAUUUAUUACAACGCUGCUUGAAUCGCAGUGAAGUCCACAGAGCGACUCUUCAACAGAUUCUGGAACAUGAGUGGUUUCGAGUUCGACUUGAGCCCAAACCGCCGUGUCCAUUAUCUCAAUACAAAGCCCUUCCCAAAUCUCCUAAAUUUACUGAGCAGUAUGAAAAGGGAGAGCCACUUGAGUUUGGCAGAAUGUGGAGCUGUACUAGGAAAGUUGAUGGCCAAGAGUUCAUCAUGAAACAUUCCUCAUACUCAGUUUUCGACCGACGUGUUAUCUUGGUUGAUUAUGGCACAGUCAUGGAUACUGAAGUGGGUUUAAAUGUGGUGAUGCAACAGAUGCCGAGUAGCCACGGCGUUUUACUGAUGGAGAGCGCAUUUAGAGACACAUCAGGACACAUCUUGGUUUUCAGACACCCGGGUCCCUGCAAGUCCUUAGAAAAGUUCCUCAAACGCAAGGGAGGUCGUGUGAGUGAACACAUGGCCCGUGAAUUCAUGGUUCAAGCAGCGAUGGCAGUGAAAGACUGCUUUGACCAGGGCGUGUAUCAUGAGGACAUCACUUUGGUCAACUUCCUGGUGAACACGGAGACGCAGAAGCUGCUGUUACAUAACUUCAGCAAAGGGCAGCUCGUCGACACCGAAUACGACAGCAGCCUAUACAGAAGUAAAGCCCUCCCUGUGGAAUUAAAGAAGAGAGAGAGAUAUUUGGCAGAAGCGUCAGUCGUCAGUGCUCUCGGCUGUAUGCUGUACACCAUGGUGAAUGGAGGUCGACCCCGUGUCACUAAGCGUGGUUGUGGAACAGAUAAGCUGACCUUUCGCAGCAGUUUAUCCAGAGAAUGCCAGGAUUUAAGCGUCCACUGCUUGAAUCAAAAAGUCAUCCACAGGGCAACAAUACAGGAGCUUUUGGAGCAUGAAUGGUUUCAGGUCCAUCUGCCGGAUCACAAAGAAGAGUCAGAGGCAAUUUUUUCUUGUUUGACUUCGUAAAUGGCGAGGACGAAGAAUGUGAAGAUGAAGAUGCGCUGACGAAGCCGC